CUAAUGUUUAGGAGAGGAAGGAAUGACCCUUUAGAGUUGUUAAGAGAUCACGUGAUUCAUCAUAAGCAGAUUAAAUUGAAAAGCAAAAACACAGACCAUAGACUCCUCUUUGAUAACAAUAUUGAAUUUAAAUGCUCGACUGUAUAUGAGUUAUGAUGAUUACAAGGAAACAGCUUGGAAGUCGAAAUCAGGUUAGGAAUAUACUCUUGGAGCAUUGUGGUGUUUUCUGGAUUGUCAUUUGUAGGGUUUGGAACAAAAGAAUUAUAGAAAAAAAGCAUUGGAUCUAAACUUUGAAUAAGUGUUCAAGGCUGAUAAUUAAGACAUUAUUGAAUAUUUUACCGGCAAAGUCGAUUAUACAAAUUGUAUAAAUGCAGACAAAAAGCCACCCUAAAUUAGGAAACCCCUCCAAAAGGACGAGGAUGUUUUAUUUGGUCCUUAAAAAAAGGUUAAGCCUGAUUCUGAGAAGGAAGUAAAUUUAUGAUAUCGAAUUAGCCACUCACUGAGAAAGAAUUCAAUCUAAAGGUGUUUGAUGAGAUUUUGAGAUUCGAGAAACCCAUUACUACAAGAAAUAGAUUAUUCAGAGUUUAAGAUAGGACAUUUGAUGAUAUUUUGAAAACAGCUUAAAAAGUAUUCAUAAUAAGCAUAGCAUAUAAAGAUCUUUUAAGGCUAGUAUGUAGGAGUAGGAGGAGACGAAGAAGAAUUAUAGUAAAUUCUAGGAACUAGAACGCAAGAUGUUAACAAGGCGAAAUAACUAUCGACUGCUAAAUUAUCUUAUUCUGUGUUGAAUGAAUUCAUUAAAUCGAAAGAAAAGCCCAUUAUUAUAGUGCCUCAAAUAGCUGAAUUGGGAAACCUUUGUUUGAAGAAUGUGUAAUAGUUUCUAGAAUAUGGAUAAUAUCUGGACCCAAAUGGAUUGAAAUUCACUAACGAAUCCAGAUCAGUUUAAAUUAAAGUCAAGUUGAGAUUGACGGACAUGUAAGGAUUAUGGUAUUAAUUAUAGCGAAUAAUAAUUUUUAAUAUUGGAUACUCCCAAUACAAUAACUAAUUGGAAAAGAGUGGUUGCAGUGUUUUUAAGGGGAUCUACCUACGAGUUGAAACAAUUCCCAGAUUAAAAUCCCAAUCAGUUGUUUAAAAAGUAAUUUGAUAUACUAUCUCAAACUUAGCAUCAGAGGUUAUCACUUAAAGUUUGAGGAGGAGAAACCGAAAGAUUUGAUCAAAUAAUGGAAUGUUAAGGUUUUCGAUUUACACAGAAGCAAAAGGUACCAAGAUAUUGAUGUGGUAAAUGCCUUCUGGGAAGAUCUUGAAGCUUUUCUUUUGAGGCCUGCUAAGUUACCAUCAUAAUAAUGA
Messenger RNA from Paramecium octaurelia, 1344 nucleotides. Lineage: Eukaryota; Ciliophora; Oligohymenophorea; Peniculida; Parameciidae. The record is from the annotation of a GenBank genome assembly.